Molecule: messenger RNA, 7581 nt
Organism: Anarrhichthys ocellatus (wolf-eel)
Lineage: Eukaryota; Metazoa; Chordata; Actinopteri; Perciformes; Anarhichadidae
Gene: frs3
Product: fibroblast growth factor receptor substrate 3
Exons: 7
Coding region: 188-2047 (619 amino acids)
Biological process (GO): fibroblast growth factor receptor signaling pathway
Cellular component (GO): cytoplasm
Molecular function (GO): fibroblast growth factor receptor binding; transmembrane receptor protein tyrosine kinase adaptor activity
Source: RefSeq, a predicted model, not a curated record
UAUAUAUAUACACACACAAAAGAAUCCGUGCCAGACAUGGGGGAGAACAUGAUGCUUCUCUUGAAGAUGUCAGUCCAACAAACGAACAGGCUUGUGACGACGAUGCCCAGUCGAAGAUCCUGGGAUUGAUACGUGAAUCCCUUUACGCUGAUGGCCUGGGCUGAGUUUCAGCUGGCCUGCUGAAGCUAUGGGGAGCUGUUGGAGCUGUUUGUACAGAGACUCCAUCCGAGACAACCAUCUCACCAAAUUUAAGGUCACCAAUGUGGACGAUGAGGGCAACGAGCUGGGCUCUGGGAUCAUGGAGCUCACCCAGACCGAGCUCAUUCUUCACACGCGUAAGAGAGACGCCAUCCGGUGGCCGUAUCUCUGCCUGCGCCGCUACGGCUACGACUCCAACCUGUUUUCUUUUGAGAGCGGUCGUCGCUGUCAGACUGGGCAGGGAAUCUUUGCAUUCAAGUGUUCCCGGGCAGAAGAGAUCUUCAAUCUGCUUCAGGAGCUGAUGCAAUGUAACAGCAUCAACGUGGUGGAAGAGUCUAUGAUGAUGAGUCGCAGUGGUCACACACCAGAGAUGGAAAUGUCUCGCACACCACAGACUCCCAACACUCCAGCGUUCCCUGUCCAGGCUUUUCCCAAUGGAUACCCUGGUUAUCCAGUCAGAGGAGAUUCCUCCCAACCCUCUGUUGCUGAUGAUCAUGGACAUGGCCUCAUGGGUUUGGAAGACCAGACCCACACCUAUGUAAAUACUGUUAGUAUGGAGGGGGAUCUCUCUAUGCGUCACUGUGUGCACUCCUUGCCCGAGGUGCGGCCCGGCUCUUUCCCUGAACCAGCACGAGGAGCCAUGCCUGUCGUGGGUCAAGGAAAUCCCCCGUCCAACCUGCGGUGCUGUCCCCUGGAGGAGCACAACGAUCCUCAGGUGUUCUUGCAGCCGUCCUCGCAGGAGGUCAAAUUCAUGCUUGGCCCCACUCCGGCACAACGCCAUCUGCUGGAGAGAGAGAGGGAGAGAGAGCGGGAGAGGCACGGGCACAAUCCUCACAACCUUCAGCCAGUAGAGGGUGCAACAGGCUCAGAGACGGAGGGAGACGAGCCCUCUAUGCACCUCUGCAACUCUCACUCCUACCACCAUUUCCAUCACCACGCGCAUCGGCACCCGGGUCUUGAGCACUCGGACAGCUGCCAGAGCGGCGAACUCACCUACGAGAACAUCAACGGGCUGAGGAGCGGCCGUAAGCAGCGGCUGAGUCCCAGCAGCGUGUCGCAGUCUCUGGGUUCGAGCAGCAGCAGCAGCACUGGGGACAGUCACACCCACUCCCUCCUGCACCCACACGCCCUCGGCCCGUCUUCUCUUCCCCCGCAGGGCUACGCCUGCGAGAGGGGCAUGGGUGGAGGUCAUCGUCGGACAGCUCUGCUUAACUACGAGAACCUGCCCUCUCUGCCGCCGGUGUGGGAGUACAGCGCUCUGCAGCGGGACGACGAGCAGGAAGAGGAAGAUGAUGAGCAGGAUGAGGAGGAAUACGAGGAUGAGGAGGAAGACUUUGAUGAGUAUGAGUUCUCAGAGGGCCCUGGGACACCCAACGGGUAUCACCAGGAUGGUCGGGGCAUCCACAGAGAUGCCCUGCAGAACUAUGUCAACACAGAGCAGGUCCAGCCGCCCCGGCUCCGACACGCCUGCCCCCCGCAUCCACGGCCCUGUCAGCCAGACAGAGGGGGGCGAAUAUUUAGCUUUGAUUUCCGCGGACGAUCGAGGUCAGGGGUCGGAGGCUGUGAGCACGGCCACAUGCCUCCAUCCCGGCAGCUGAAUUACAUCCAGGUGGACCUAGAGGGAGAACCUCCCUGCCAAGCCCUCAGCAGCGGGGGUGCCCAGACCCAGCCACAGCACCAGCGCCUACCACCCAAAAAAUGUGGCCCACAGGCACCCCGGCGCAGUGAAUGCUACGCAGUCAUCGACCUAAAGAAGACCGCUGCCAUGUCCAACCUGCAGAAAGCUCUGCCCAGGGAUGAUGGGACUUCCAGAAAGACUCGCCACAACAGCACAGACCUGCCUCUGUAAACGGUGUUCAUACUGAAGAGGAACGAUGAAGACAGACGAAGGCUUAUCCUCAUUUUAGCACACCGGACCCUUCACUGUCAUCCAUCCAUUCAACUGUCGGGCUGACUAAUACAGUACAGGUACCUAAUUAGAAACUUACUGAAACCUAUCUGUGCGUAUAAAAGGAAAUGAGGAAUCUCUGAGGAGAAUUUGCCAUUUUAUUCUGUGUUAUUUAUUAGAUAUAUGUGUUUGCAGUGUUUACUGCAAAGCUGUUUGCUGGAUAUAUGAAUAUUUAUAUAUAUAAAAGCAUAAAAUCAUAUAGAUAUAUGUGUGUGUGUAUAUAUAUAUAUAUAUAUAUAUAAGAUUUUAUGCUUUGCUAUGACUUAGAGCAGAGACCUCUGUUUUCAGUGGAAGCUGUCAUUGUCAUACUGUAUCAGCAGAUUUUAAUUCAUAAAUCCAUCUCCACUCACACAUAUUAUUGUUCCUAUCAUUUAGUUAUUCGACAUCAACGGGGCUUUUUACUCAAAUACUACGGGAGUCAAAAACGUGACCCUCACCACAAUAGAAGUAGAGUAGUUGUUGACAUGACGGAAGGUUAAUGGUUCCUCCAAGAUACUGGCCAAUAUUCAUACCUCAUCACAAGCAUUUACAGUCUGAUAAUGAGGCUCGCAGUAGAGACCAUUAUUUGUUACUAUAUGCCUGUAGAGCAUUUUGCACACAAUCCUAUGGAAUUGUAUUUUAUCAUAUUUUAGGGAAUGGUUUCGAAAUGAACAGAAGAGAUGGUGAUUUUAGCAGAAGUAGACUAAACUGAAUGAUGGUAAAAGUAGCACACAUGGAUUAAACGAGCUUCGCUCCCUCCUAUCCACACGCAGCAAAUGGAAAAAGUAGCAUAUCAUCUUCGAUCGCACCUCCUGCACAUCAUCCCAGACCUGCAGGAGGUCCACGCAGUUUACGCUUGUCACGUUGCACUUUUGACCCUGGGCCACUGAAACGCUCUUUGUCUCUACUCCCACUCCGCUGGAGAGCCACAGGUUCGACCGUGUCCUUUUUACCAAAAGCAGGGGACCAAAUAUUUCAUGGACAUUCCUAGUUGGCAUCGCAGAUAGGAUUUAUUUACAUGUUUUGAUGGAGACAUCAACAACCUCAAAUAGUGGCAUUAAGCUUAUAACCUCACAUAAAAAGUGCUGAAUCUAUAAUUUGUCGGCUAUCGGGUGUGAAUGGUCUGUUUUGGUCUUAAAGGGUAAUCAAGUAUGUCGCAAAGUCCUGCAGUGACGAUUUAUGUGAGGCUAUUUAUCAAUCGUAGUCAGAUAUUUAUCUAUUUAUUUAUUUAUGAAUUAUUAUAUUUCUAAUUGUAAUCAUUUUGUUUUCCAUUUGAUGACCAGCGUUUUGUAAUCCAGUUGGUAAUAUGGAGACCAAAGUUUCACCUCACAUGAUCACUGGACUCUGGUGUGUUACUGUUAUAACUCUGCUUAAUUAUAUUUUCAAAAGGAAAGAAAAAAAACAAAGACUGUAUUUAUAUUUGAAGUGCCAAAACGUAUUUGCAAACUGUAUGAUGAAUAAAAUCAAACGUGCCAUUAGGACUUGUAGGAAAGCAUGAGGUGAUAACGGUCAGGACUCAAACUUUUUAGAAAAAUCCAACUUUUUAAGAAUAGAUUAACGACACAUUCCACCUCAUCCACAUUGACAGCCAUUUGGGAGCGAGAUAUAAGAAUGGUAAUCUUGUAGUCUGAUAAUCAUAGCCAGGGUGGUUCUAUGCUGCUACAUGUACAUACUAACAGUAGCCCGUGUAAGCUACAGGUACUUGUCAAAAUGAAAACGUACGUAUUUUAUCCUAUGCGAUGUCAGAUCUUUUACCAUAUGUUUAAUUGCUAAUAGAAGUAGCAUUGUUGUGUUCUUCUGAGAUCAUUUCUGAGCAGUAGAAAUAUUUAAUGUACCAUUUCAGAGAAUGUUUCAUUUGGCCAAUACUUCAUUUCAUUGAGUGUUUUCUUGACUAACUGGCUGUCUGAUAGGAGUGGUAACGGAAGCACAGGCCCACUGAUGCUUUCAUCUUUUUGUUGAGCGCUCACAUCAAGGUGAUAUUUUCAGCUGACGUAGGAUAGUCAAGUGUACGCGAGUUACAGAUGGCAGUGGCAUUCAGCUGUUGAUCAAUAAGGGACGCAAAUACAAACUCUCAAAUUCUGAUGAGGAGGGUUUUUUUGGCUUCUGUGUGACAUGAGGUGCAAAUCAAAGAUGCUUUCUUUAAAUUCAUUCAAGCAAAACCAAACAGCUUCAAGUUUGUGAUUGUUGCUUCUGAUCGGUGCUUUAUGGAUAUUUAUUUUACAUUUCAAACAUUUUACUUAGAUGUUUAAUUACGAAUGAAAACUGUGAAAAGCAGUCAGAUUAAAGCUAGAUUCAGGGAAAGUUUGGCAUCAGAUGGUUCCCAAACUCACACAUUAUUAUGUUCAGAUGUGAUACAUUUUAAUUUUCUCACAUUUGGGGGGGCCAUCUCAUUUUGUCCAAAAUUCAAAGAGAUUAAAUUUCCAAUGACAUACAACUGAAAAAGUCCACGUAAUAAAGCAAAUGUUUGGCAUUUUUGGUUUAUAAAAUCGAAAUGACUAUUUUGUUCACAGAGAAAAGGAAGAAUAUGGUAAUAAAUGUAAGUUCCACUGGUUAGAUGGAAGGAAUAAUGUGAGAGUUUUAGUUUCUAAUUAACAUUCCCAACACAGAAGCUUUAAAAAAAAAAAAAAAAUCAAAAGUUGAUGGUUUGUAUUUUUGCUUGAUCAUCAUACUUUAAUAUGACAUUUAAAAAAAAGAAGUAUAUUCUAUAAAAAACAGGCCAACUUUUAGAGGACAUGUUUGACUGUAUUUGCAAAGAUAUUGUCAUGAUACAUUGAAAGGAUGUUUACAUUUUUGCAAUAAUAGGUGAAUUAUUUUUUUGUUAAUCUAAUUCAGACCAAUGUGUGAAGUGUGAAAUUUAAAUAGUAGUCUAUAGAGCUGUGGGCUUAGUGUAUUUAACCGCCUGUUCUUCUGUGAAUCAGCAUUCUUAUUCUUAUUUCAGGUACAAUGUUUACUUUUCAAUCUUCAUAGUACAAUUCCAGCUAGUAAAAAAAAAAAAAACUUUAAAAAAAAGAUGCCUGUUUUCUUGAUUGUCUGACACUGUGUUUGCUUGAACUCACAUUAACGGUGCCAUACAGUAGGUGGCCGUUGCCGGUACUUAAAUUCAAUUUCAUUGUAUUAAUCUUUGCAAACCAUGUUUCAUACAGGAAUCAGAAAGUGUUUCAUCUAAUUUCUCAGAAUAUUGUCACAUGUGGUUUUAUGGUCAUUUGAAAAAAAUAUCCAUGUUGAAAUAUGUUAACUAUCUUUGUUAUAACGCAGUAACCUCACCGCCACCACCCAAACCAGUUAACAGUGAACAGCAUAAUCAACACAUACUCCUCUGUUUACUGAUUAAUAAUCAAAAUAAAUAGAUGUGUUUAGUCGUUGCUUUUCAAAAAUACGCUCAUGUGAUCUCAGUGCACUUGAGUUCAAAUGAAGUGCCGGUCCCACCGCAUAACUCAUUGGCUUGUUAUUGGCUCGGGGUUGAUGCUAUCUCUCAAACGUCUAGUUUUCAUCACCUUCAGUGUUUAUGCUCAAGGCGUUAUUCACACAGGUGUCUGUGAAAUUUAGAUCGCACCUCUCACAGGUGUGAUUCAUUCUGCAAGGCAAGGAGCCAAAGGUCGAGGUAACAUCUAUCUUUAAGUUCCCCAAACUGAAUUUAUUGAAUGGGUUGUUUAACAAAAGGGCUUGCUCUGUGUUUACUGUACAAACAUGAACGCCAUUUAGUCCAUUUAAAACAAAACUCACUGUGCCUUUCAUUUUCAAGCUGGCGUAUUAUUUCCUUUGCUGUUUGAAGAGGGCGACCUGUUGUGGGAAAAAAAGUGUGACAAAGUUGGAAGGGGCUUUAGUCAAAGUGGUUUCAUACUUCAAGUUGUAGUUGAAAAAAGGGCCACUCUUGCUUGUUUUACACCAUACUGUUUUUUGUUUUUUUUAAUUGUCUGUUUAAAGGAAGGUUUUACAAUUUUGGGAAACACAUUUCUUGCUGAGUAAGAGUAGAAGAUCGAUGCCACUCUCAUGUUUGUGCGCUUAAUAUAAGGCUACAGCUCACAGAUGGUUCCUUUAGCUUAGCAUAAACACUGGAAUCGGGCAAACGACUAGCCUGACUCCAAAUCUGCCCACCAGCCCCUCUAAAGAUGUUAGGUCUCCUUUGUUUAUUCUAUUUCAUCUAUAACAAAAUGUAAAAACAAUAAGUUGUGAUUUUAGGGGAAGGGGUCAACAGUUAGCAGACAGCAGAAACUCCAGAAAGUCACGAAUGAAAUAAUUUGGCACGAAAUACAUUCUCAUUUAAUCGAUACUAGAUGAGAGUGGUAUCCAACGUCUCAUCGAACUCUUUGCCAAGAACGUGAAUAUCUGCAAACAUUUCCUUCAGCGUCAUUGAAGUUGAAUGAGUCGUUAUUUUUGAGAUUACAUGAGUCAUGAUUGACGUCAUGUGGCUACGGUGCACUCCACGAUUCCUCAUCAGCUGCCAUUUCUUCUCAUAGUGCUGAAGAAUGUGAAAAUAAAAGUCCCCUGAGACAUUUCUUUUUCUAUACUUUUCCAAUUUGUAACCACUGAAAAUGUGUAACGUACCUCAGAUGAAACGAAUAUAAUAAGAGCAGAAAGAAAAAAGGCCAGCGACACGGUGUGCACCUCAAUGCGACACGUCUUCAUCAGUGGUUCGUCAUCAGCAACUCUUAAGUGAUUCUGUGUCAUCUUUAAAAUGACAGAACAUCACAAAUGACAUAUUGUAAAACCUCAACUUCCUGUCCACGCUAUGAGAUAGAUCUCUGUCAAAAUACUGAAAGUAUCAGAAAACUGUAAUAUCUCUGUAAUAUUAUUAUUAUUAUGUUUGUUUUUUAAUCUUGUUUUUGUCUGGUACAAGGGUGUGAUCGCCACCAGAGGGUGAUGUACAUGUACGGGUCUGAGCUGUGCAUUUGUGUGAAUUUGCAUACAGGUUGCAUUGGCUGAACUUUUGUCACUAUUAUAUCAAUUUACAAAUCGACUGAGUGCCAAAUAUGCUUGAGCAUGACAAACUCCGGUACCUAUGAGGAACAGCAGGUACUUUCUGACUCAUCGAAAGAGACUCCAGUGACUCGCUGCUGUUGUAGACUCUACUUGUGAUACGAAUGCACAGCUGAAGGUUUUACCAUGCUAAAUAUUUUUGUUGAAAGAGGGGUACAUUUCAUAUCUUUGUUGUAUGUUUCUAUCCAUGGCUUAUAAAUGAGUAUGCAGUGAUGGUCUUAUCAUCUUGUUAUUACAAGUGAAUACAAAAAGCUGAUUUGCUUCUAUUGUUGGACUGUCAAAAAGAAGUAUUUGGGUCAUUUUCAUUCUUGAAUAAUUCCAGACAACAGAUGUACUGUAUGUUAUCUGACCUCCUCUUCAUCCCACCCUGUCCCAAAACAAAGUGAGCCUGACAUUUGGUGGAUUUUACCCUAAAUUAUAGUGUGGAUUUGUCCAAGAUGUAAAUGUAAUUCUAAUAUUAAAAUGAAGCUAUGAAAAUA